This is a messenger RNA of Otolemur garnettii (small-eared galago), 890 nucleotides long. It is a transcript of the gene SSPN, whose product is annotated as sarcospan. Gene Ontology annotation, cellular component: sarcolemma; dystrophin-associated glycoprotein complex. Bases 80 to 817 code for a protein of 245 amino acids. The transcript has 3 exons. NCBI's taxonomy places the organism in Eukaryota, Metazoa, Chordata, Mammalia, Primates, Galagidae. The record is from RefSeq and is a predicted model, not a curated record.
GCAGGCUCGGCCCGCCGCGCGCCGCGCUCCGGGCCCAGGGCGCAGCACACGCAGCUGCCCGCCCGCCCCUGCAGCCGCCAUGGGCAAGGACAAGCGGCCCCGCGGCCAGCAGAGGCAGGGGGGGGCGCCGGCCGCGGACGCCGCCGGGCCCGACGACAUGGGGCCGAAGAAGAAGGGCACGGGGGCCCCCAAGGAGCGCGGGGAGGAGGAGGCCCAGACGUGCUGCGGCUGCCGGUUCCCGCUGCUGCUCGCCCUGCUGCAGCUGGCCCUGGGCAUCGCCGUGACCGUGGUCGGCUUCCUCAUGGCGAGCAUCAGCUCCUCCCUGCUAGUCAGAGACACUCCAUUUUGGGCUGGGAUCAUUGUCUGCUUAGUGGCCUAUCUUGGCUUGUUUAUGCUUUGUGUCUCAUAUCAAGUGGACGAGCGGACAUGUAUCCAGUUUUCUAUGAAACUGCUGUACUUCCUGCUGAGUGCCCUCGGCCUGAUGGUCUGCGUGCUGGCUGUGGCCUUUGCUGCCCACCACUAUGUGCAGCUCACACAGUUUACCUGUGAGACCACACUUGACUCCUGCCAGUGCAAACUGGCCUCUUCCUCAGAGCCACUCAGCAGGACCUUUGUGUACCAGGAUGUGCCUGACUGUUCCAGCAUCACUGGCACUUUCAAACUCUUCUUACUCAUCCAGAUGAUUCUGAACUUGCUCUGUGGCCUCGUGUGCUUGUUGGCCUGCUUUGUGAUGUGGAAACAUAGGUACCAGGUCUUUUAUGUGGGUGUCAGGAUGUGCUCCCUAACAACUUCCGAAAGCCAGCAGCAAAAGGUCUAAAAACAUUCUUGCUCCGAGUGGGGAGAGAAAACAGCACCCUCACUAGCCGAGGUUAAAAAAAAAAAAAAAUUUU